UAAGAAAGCGAAGAAGAAGGCACCUGUGUGUCCAGCUUUCUCCUCACAACAAAUUUGUCUAGUGUCCAUGCAAGCUUGUUAACGCAUGAAGUGAGAAAGAGUCACAGAAGGGAAGACAUUUAGGAACGAUGAAGCUCAACAUCGACGGUCUGUUGGUGUAUUUCCCCUACGAUUACAUCUAUCCUGAACAAUACUCGUACAUGCUGGAGCUCAAGAGGACGCUCGAUGCUAAGGGACACGGUGUCCUGGAGAUGCCGUCAGGAACUGGCAAGACCAUCUCACUGUUGUCACUCAUUGUUGCGUAUCAGAGGGCGUUUCCUCUGGAAGUCACCAAGCUCAUCUACUGCUCCAGAACGGUCCCCGAGAUUGAGAAGGUGGUGGAGGAGCUGAGGAAGCUGAUGGAGUUUUAUUCCAAGGAGACAGGGGAGAGAAACAACUUCCUGGCUCUGGCACUCUCCUCCCGCAAGAACCUCUGUGUCCACCCAGAGGUGAGCAGCCUGCGUUUCGGAAAGGAAGUGGACAGUAAGUGUCACAGUCUGACAGCGUCGUACAUUCGCGCCCAACGUCAUAGCAACCCCGACCAGCCCGUCUGUCACUUUUACGAGGAGUUUGACGCGGUGGGCCGGCAAGUGCCGCUUCCCGCUGGCAUCUACAACCUGGACGACCUGAAGGACUUUGGCCGCAAGAAAGGAUGGUGUCCCUACUAUCUAGCACGCUACUCGAUCCUGCAUGCUAAUAUUGUGGUGUACAGCUACCACUACCUGCUGGACCCCAAGAUAGCAGACCUGGUGUCCAAGGAGCUGGCCAAGCAGUCUGUGGUGGUCUUUGACGAGGCGCACAACAUCGACAAUGUGUGCAUCGACUCCAUGAGCGUCAACAUCACCAGGCGGACGCUGGAUCGUUGCCAGGGUAAUGUCGACAUGUUGCAGAACACCAUACACAACAUCAAAGAGACUGAUGCUGCCAAACUGAAGGAGGAAUAUCGACGCCUGGUGGAAGGCUUGAAGGAAGCCAAUGUGGCGCGGGAGACAGACGUCUACCUCGCUAAUCCCGUGCUGCCGGACGAGAUCCUAAAAGAGGCCAUUCCGGGCACCAUCCGGACCGCCGAGCACUUUGUGGGCUUCCUGAGGCGCUUCAUGGAGUACUUGAAGUCCCGCCUGAGGGUGCAGCACGUGGUCCAGGAGAGCGCCCCGCAGUUCCUCAAAGACAUCUUUGACAAAGUCUGCAUCGACCGCAAGCCUCUCAGGUUUUGCGCCGAGCGUCUGCAGUCGCUAUUACGGACGCUUGAGAUCACCGACAUUGCUGACUUCUCCGCCGUCACGCUCAUCUCGAACUUUGCCACGCUGGUUAGCACAUACAGCCAAGGUUUCACCAUCAUCAUUGAGCCCUUUGAAGACAGAACGCCGACCAUCGCCAACCCCGUGUUGCACUUCAGCUGCAUGGACCCGUCCAUCGCCAUCAAACCUGUCUUUCAAAGGUUCCAGUCAGUCAUCAUCACGUCGGGGACGUUGUCUCCGCUGGACAUUUACCCUCGCAUCCUGGACUUCCGGCCUGUCACCAUGGCGUCUUUCACCAUGACACUGGCGCGAACCUGCCUCUGCCCGCUGAUUGUCGGGCGAGGAAACGACCAGGUGGCUCUGAGCUCCAAGUUUGAGACUAGAGAAGAUUUUGCUGUGAUCCGUAACUACGGCAACCUGCUCCUGGAGAUGUCCGCUGUGGUUCCUGAUGGCAUCGUGGCAUUUUUCACCAGCUACGUCUACAUGGAGAACAUUGUGGCAUCCUGGUACGAGCAGGGAAUUCUGGAGAACAUUCAGAAGAACAAGCUGAUCUUCAUCGAGACGCAGGAUGCCGCAGAGACCAGCAUGGCGCUGGAGAAGUACCAGGAGGCGUGUGAGAAUGGCAGAGGAGCCAUCCUGUUGUCAGUGGCACGGGGGAAAGUAUCAGAGGGGAUCGAUUUUGUGCACCACUUUGGCCGAGCGGUCAUCAUGUUUGGCGUUCCGUACGUUUACACACAGAGCCGCAUUCUCAAGGCCCGUCUGGAGUACCUGCGUGACCAGUUCCAGAUCCGUGAGAACGACUUUCUCACCUUCGACGCCAUGCGACACGCCGCGCAGUGCGUCGGCCGAGCCAUCCGAGGAAAGACCGACUAUGGACUCAUGAUUUUUGCUGACAAGCGUUACGCCCGAGCGGACAAGCGCGGGAAGCUUCCUCGCUGGAUCCAAGAGCACAUUAACGAUGGCAGCCUCAACCUCACGGUGGAUGAGACCGUUCAGCUGUCCAAGCAUUUCCUCAGACAGAUGGCUCAGCCCUUCAGACAGGAGGACCAGCUGGGCUUGUCUCUACUGACGCUGGAGCAGCUGCAGUCGGAAGAGAUGCUAAAGAAGAUCGCUCAGAUGGCUCAUCAGAGCUAAAAGUGCUCCCGGUCGACUCCCAAAAUCAUCACGAUCAUAACUAUGUUGUUAGUGCAAACCAGUGAUAACACAUGAGUGGAAAGUCACUCUUCGGAUCGUCUGUUGUACAGACAUUGAUGUACUUAAACUGUUCAUGUGACAUUUUAUGUGUAGAUAGCUUAUCAUUUAGUCUUUUUUUCAGUUACACCGGAGGUCACUGACAUAGUUAAGUGCCUUUUAAUUUUCUUGUCAGAUUCACUCAGUCAUCAUGGAAAAUGGAGCAGAAUAAUUAAUUCGGGUCUUAUUGCAAGAAGCAAAAUAUUUCCUCGUAUACCAGUAGUGAUGGGUCCAUGAGGCCUCAUAAGGU
Hippocampus comes (tiger tail seahorse) is the source of this 2757-nucleotide messenger RNA. It is a transcript of the gene ercc2, whose product is annotated as excision repair cross-complementation group 2. Gene Ontology annotation, cellular component: nucleus. Gene Ontology annotation, biological process: positive regulation of mitotic recombination; transcription by RNA polymerase II; nucleotide-excision repair. The coding region runs from base 129 to 2411 and encodes 760 amino acids. The record is from RefSeq and is a predicted model, not a curated record. Gene Ontology annotation, molecular function: hydrolase activity, acting on acid anhydrides, in phosphorus-containing anhydrides; ATP binding; damaged DNA binding. The transcript has 23 exons. Lineage: Eukaryota; Metazoa; Chordata; Actinopteri; Syngnathiformes; Syngnathidae.